CCAGGCCUUGCUGUUCCUCCCGUUGACUGCUCGAUGGACUUGCUGCCCUCUCCUUGGACGACCACAACACAACCAUCCCACAUGAAAUCAUGGAACACUUGUCCCUCAAUGAGCCUCCUGCGCCUGGCCAGGGAGGCGGACCUCAGCCUCCCACUGGUCCCCAAGGCCCCCUAGGCCCUGCGAUGCUUGGUCGCGCUCCUCCCCCACCCCAACAGCUCCCCGCGCAGAUGUUCACAACCGCCGCACAGCUUCUUGACCUGACCGACAAGAAACUCAUGAUUGUCCUCCGCGAUGGCAGAAAACUCAUGGGCGUCCUGCGCAGCUGGGAUCAAUUUGCCAACCUUGUUAUACAGUCAACAGUCGAGAGAAUAUUCGUGACCCCCGAGUCCGUUCCCGAAACACACGCCACAGGUGCAGAAAAGCGAGGGCUCUAUGCGGACGUGCCCCUGGGCAUGUUCCUGGUCCGAGGCGAGAAUGUCAUGUUGCUUGGCGAGAUCGAUCUUGAUAAGGACGACGAUCCACCGCCUGGCUACGACAAGGCCGACCCUGCUCUGGUUGAGAAGCUGGCCAAAGAGAAGAAAGUGGAAGAGAAGUCGAGAGAUAAAAAGAAGCUGAAGAAAUUCUCUGCCCUGGGGUUUGAGGGCGAGACUGUGGGGGAUGUUCUAAUAUGAGCUGGGGAGAAUUGAUGAUUGCUUCCUUCACCGGCUGUACUACAAGUGGUGGAUGGGAAGAGAUGGACAGUUGUUUUCUUUGGGGGGGGUGGGAGGGGGAACGAGACGGGGGCAGCCGGCCAUUGUCGCUGGUUGACUGCAAGGGCAGAAUAUAUUGUGAAAUGCCCGAGCAGGCAUUGACGCGCAUGGCCUGGCCACUUUGGGCCAUGUGGCGGCCAGCUUAUGAUACGACUAGAGGUAUCAUCUACUUCAACUCUUUACAGUUGAAAUGAAGAACUGGGCGUUGAGUUGACGCACACCAACGAAGCAUUUCUCCGGGCUGCUAUUUGCCUUUCCACAGUGGACGUCGUUGGAGGGUCAAGGUGUGGCAAGAUGGGACAUUUUCCUCCACCUAUGCACAGCGCCACAAAAGUGUUCCAAGGGGGGCAAUGGUGGACAAGACGAAUGUAUGUGGCUAGGAGUUCCCCAACUUCUGUCAGCCUUGGAGAAAUUCACAUUUGUCUUACCCACAUAAACGACCUCAGCUUCAAUCCUAGGAGGAGAAGAACAGAAGGUGUUCCGAGAUGAGGUGAUUUGCAUUAUCCCAGUACUAUUUAGAUUUUCACUGUG
Messenger RNA from Cryphonectria parasitica EP155, 1280 nucleotides. RefSeq lists its product as uncharacterized. The transcript has 3 exons. Lineage: Eukaryota; Fungi; Ascomycota; Sordariomycetes; Diaporthales; Cryphonectriaceae. Gene Ontology annotation, cellular component: P-body; Lsm1-7-Pat1 complex. Bases 90 to 671 code for a protein of 193 amino acids. Gene Ontology annotation, biological process: deadenylation-dependent decapping of nuclear-transcribed mRNA. Gene Ontology annotation, molecular function: RNA cap binding. The record is from RefSeq and is a predicted model, not a curated record.